GUACAUCGGCUUAUUUGAUGAAAUUGUACUUUGUUGUUUCUUGUUCUUCUGAGUUUGUUUCUCUACGGUUAAAAUGUAUUUGUUGUAAGUGGCUUUCAGUUAAAUGACACGUGAUGUAAUUAAAAACACCCCUUGCAAAGUUCAUUAUCUUCUCAAAACAAUGAGAUAUCAUCACUAGUCGAUAAUGAUCCACAGAAAAUGUGACGGCGUUAAGGAGAAAUGGGAAAAAAUGUGUUUUUCACAAAAUUCUAAAUGGCGGAAACUAAGCUCAUUUGCUCAGACUUUUUUGUAGAGCAGGUCGAAGAGCACACAUUUCAAGUCAGACUGGCCUAGUGUGGUACUUCUUCUAAUUUGUAGGAGGCGCUAUAGAGACAUUUCUUCAUACCCAAAUGAGACCUCAACUAACCCAUUUUUCACCAGUUCUGAUAUGAUAAAUGUAAUAUGAUAAAUCCCCUAAAAGGCAAAAUUCCUUAGAGAAUAAUUAUGAUUCGAAAUACAACAGGACCCUAAUGACGUCAAUGACAAAGAAACAGGUGUCUCCUUCAGGGGGCGUGUCCUGUUUUCCUUCUCAAAUUUAACCCGGAAGCGAACAGCGGGCGUUGAUUGGCUCACAGACCCGGCAGUUUGCGGCCACACCCCCUGCCAAAGUGACACAUCUCCUAGGAAAGACAGUGAGAACAACAACAACAAACACCAGAGAGGAGGAAGAAGAGCGAGCAACAUGGCGGCGGGGAGAAGAACCGGAGUCUCGCCCCGCGGCCGCCUGUAGCUGCGGGCCGGUCUGGGAGCGUCUGUCAGCGGGGAGGCGGCAUGAGGCUCCCCGGGCCGCUGUGACCGUCCACGCAGUCAUGACGGAGUCAGACCCAGUGUCCCGGGCCCGGUCAGCGGAGGCCUGGAAGAGACACAUCGUGGGCCAGCUGAAGCACCGGGACCGGAGCCAGCACGACCGGUACCAGGAGCUGAUCCGCUUCUACACUCGGCUGCUGGAGAAAACCCGUUUGACCAAAGGAAUCCUGAGCAGCUCCCCCAGACGUCCCUCCGUCGGGUCUCUGCUGCAGCACAACGACCAGCUGAAGAAGAUCACAGGAGAGCUGGCCUAUCAGGUCCUGGAGCUGCAGCAGCAGACCAGGACCAGAGAAAGUCUUCUGGAGGAGCAGCAGUACAGACUGGAGGCGGAGAAGCUCCGGCUGGCGGGUGCGUUUGAUUAUCGAGGGGUGCUGCAGCAGCAGGUGGAGCAGGUUCAGCUGGAGAAUGCGGCGUUGAAGACUAAGUACGAUGAGUUGCUGGAGCUUCAGAGACGAGAGGAGGCAAAACUCCGGGAGGAGAAGCUCCGUGGUGAUCGUCUUCUGGAGACCAUGAUCCAGGAGAAGCAGCAAGCUGCCGCCCACAUGAACAGCCGCAACCAACGCAGGUCCAGAGCUCGGGAAGCUCACCUGCAGAAGGAGCUGCAGUCUACGAGGUCAAAGGUCACCUUAGAAAGUUCCAGAUCCAUGUCUCCAAAGCGUGACCUCCAGCUGGAGUCCAGAGAGGGAGGUCACAGCAGACUGUUCAGGUCCUUGUCUGUGUCCUCUCCCAGGAUCCUGUCCUCCUUCAGAGACCUCUUCCACAGGAGGAGGCGGGGCCACUCUGUCUGCAGCAUGGAGGAGGACCUGGUGUUUCCUGUGAGGGUCAGCCUGUACGCUCGAGUCCCUGUGAGGGCGCUGCAGGUUCUGGAGGCCCAUGAGCAGGGCAUUAACGCCGUGAGGUUCAGCUCCAGCUCUCACCUGCUGGCGACGGGGGGGACGGACCGAGAGGUCAAAGUGUGGGAGGUCCAAUCAGGCUCGCUGACUCACAGGACCACGCUGGAGGGCAGCACCGGAGGGAUCACCUGCAUUGAGUUCGACCCGGCGGGCUUCAGGAUCCUCGCGGCCUCCUACGAUAAGUCUGCCUUGUUGUGGCGUCUGGACGACUCUGUUGCCAAGCUGACCCUGACCGGUCACAGGAGGAAGGUGACCGCAGCAAGGUUCAGUGGUUGUCUUCAUCAGGUGGUGACGGGCAGCGAAGACCGAAGCAUCAGAGUGUGGGACCUUCAGAGAGCUGCCUGUGUGGAGGUGCUGGAGGUGUCGUCUUCCUGCAGCGAUCUGGUUUGUUCUGAGAACUCGGUGAUCAGCGGACACUUUGACUCCAGGAUCAGAGUGUGGGACACCAGGUUGCUGCGAUGCGUUCAGGAGCUUCCCGCUCAGGGGAAAGUCACCUCGCUGGACAUCAGCUCCGACCAUCGUCAUCUGCUCAGCUGUUGCCGUGACGACUGCCUCCAGCUGGUCGACUUGAGGGGGCGGAGCAAUGAGCGUGUGUGCUUCAGAGCCGAAGGAUUUAAAUGUGGCAGCGACAGCAGCAAAGCUGUGAUCAGUCCUGACGGCUGCUUCCUGGCGGCCGGCUCGGCGGACGCAGCUGUUUACAUCUGGAACGUAUCGACGGGGAAGCUGGAGACCCGCCUCCCGGACCGACACAGUUCUUCUAUCAGCGCCGUGGCCUGGUCGCUGUCCGGCGAAUACGUGGUCAGCGUGGAUAAAAGUAGGCGGGCCGUCCUCUGGAGUGACAUCUGAGCACUGAAGAUGUCGUAAACUGAUCUUGGAGCUGCCAAAGGGAACAAUUGUGUUUUUAAGCUGUUUGCUGAUUGGGCGAAAAGAAUGUGACGAUGCAUUAAGCUUUUUAACUGUAAAACGAAACAAAGGGACCAGUAUUUGACCGUUAUUUUACAUGAUGGGCUUGUUACUUUAAAUAAGCCAUAAAAGAGUGUUAUUUUUUUUUUUUUUUAUCAAACUUCAGCCCUGAUCAAAACUGACAAAUAUUUAUUCAUUUUAAGAACUGUAAGUGUUUAAUGCUAUUUGUUUACUUAAUGACAAAAAAUUAAUAAAUAUACUUGGAAUGAGGAA
Messenger RNA from Pungitius pungitius (ninespine stickleback), 2915 nucleotides. Its product is annotated as protein Atg16l2. Lineage: Eukaryota; Metazoa; Chordata; Actinopteri; Perciformes; Gasterosteidae. The record is from RefSeq and is a predicted model, not a curated record. Bases 849 to 2585 code for a protein of 578 amino acids. The transcript is spliced from 18 exons. Gene Ontology annotation, biological process: autophagosome assembly; negative stranded viral RNA replication. Gene Ontology annotation, cellular component: autophagosome membrane. Gene Ontology annotation, molecular function: protein binding.